Sinocyclocheilus anshuiensis is the source of this 26542-nucleotide messenger RNA. RefSeq names its product nesprin-1-like. The record is from RefSeq and is a predicted model, not a curated record. Bases 163 to 25842 code for a protein of 8559 amino acids. Gene Ontology annotation, cellular component: membrane. Lineage: Eukaryota; Metazoa; Chordata; Actinopteri; Cypriniformes; Cyprinidae. Gene Ontology annotation, molecular function: protein binding. The transcript has 147 exons.
CCAGCACUCAGUCGCGCUGUGCUUUCACACGGAAAGCUCCUCCGCCUGCUCUGUUCUGCUUCCCGGAGGAAAUAAAGGAUAGCUAAUCUGGUUUUCCUCCCUGGAUGACACUUGCGCACUUUCACACAUGAAGGACACAAAGAAACAAAUGCAGGGCACACAAUGGCUCAUUUUAAGGACGUAGCCGUGAAAAAGACCACAUCUCUGAAUCUGGUGACGGGAUUCUUUCAGUAUCUCCGCGAUGAACAAGAGGCGGUGCAGAAAAGAACUUUCACAAAGUGGAUUAAUUCACACUUGGCCAAGCACAAACCUCCUUUUGAAGUCAACGACCUCUUUGAGGACAUCAAGGAUGGGGUGAAACUGCUGGCUCUGUUAGAGGUGCUGUCUGGACAGAGAUUACCAUGCGAACAGGGCCGCCAACUCAAAAGGAUCCACUGGGUGUCCAACAUCGGCACAGCUCUUAAGUUCCUGGAGGGAAGGAAGAUCAAACUAGUCAAUAUCAAUGCCACUGACAUUGCUGAUGGACGCCCGUCCAUCGUAUUGGGGCUGAUAUGGACCAUUAUCCUCUAUUUCCAGAUUGAGGAGUUGACCAGUAAUCUUGCAGCCCUUCAGGCUUUAUCCAGCAGUGCAUCUUCAGUGGACAGCAUGGCCAGCUCGGAGACGGGAAGCCCACCUAUGAAACGCAAAGGGAUGACAAAGUUUCAGGGCAAUGCCAAAAAAGCCAUGCUCAGAUGGGUCCAAAGCACAGCAACCAAGCGUCUUGGGAUUGAAGUUAAAGACUUUGGUCCUAGUUGGCGCAGCGGUUUGGCCUUCCAUUCUGUUAUUCAUGCCAUUCGGCCAGACCUUGUGGACAUGGACAUAGUGAGAAAAAGAAGUAAUCGUGAGAACCUUGAAGAGGCUUUCAGCGUGGCAGAGAACGAACUGGGAAUACCACGUUUACUAGAUCCUGAAGAUGUAGAUGUGGACAAGCCUGAUGAGAAGUCCAUAAUGACAUACGUAGCUCAGUUCCUGAAGCACUAUCCAGAUCCCCACCAGUCCGAGACAGAUGGACAGCAAGAGGAGUGCAUUGCUCUGUGUGCUCACUCUGUCUCUGUGUCUGUAUCACUCGCCAUGCGCAUUCGUAGCUGGCGUCUUGGGAUUGAAGUUAAAGACUUUGGUCCUAGUUGGCGCAGCGGUUUGGCCUUCCAUUCUGUUAUUCAUGCCAUUCGGCCAGACCUUGUGGACAUGGACAUAGUGAGAAAAAGAAGUAAUCGUGAGAACCUUGAAGAGGCUUUCAGCGUGGCAGAGAACGAACUGGGAAUACCACGUUUACUAGAUCCUGAAGAUGUAGAUGUGGACAAGCCUGAUGAGAAGUCCAUAAUGACAUACGUAGCUCAGUUCCUGAAGCACUAUCCAGAUCCCCACCAGUCCGAGACAGAUGGACAGCAAGAGGAGUAUGAUCCACAAGAUAUAGAGCUAAUGCUUGAGCGAGAGGAACGCAAGGUGCUAAGGGAGGUGAAGAUCUGGCUGGAUCAGCUAGAGAGAGAUAUACUGCGUGCACAGGGAUCUGAAGAGAGUCUCACCGACAGAUAUCAGGCUUUUAAGAGUUUCCGUGUGCAGUAUGAGAUGAGAAAGAAACAGAUCGAGUCUCUCCUGCAGCCGGUACACAAGGAUGGCAAGCUGUCCGUGGACCAGGCCGUGGUCAAACAGGCCUGGGAUCAUGUGUCUGUCAGGCUCUUAGACUGGCACAUCCAUCUGGAUAAGUCUUUGCCGGGCCCUCUGGGAGUGAUCGGAGCCUGGCUGCAUCGGGCAGAACUUUCCCUGAGAGAGGACAUACCCAUUCAACAGGCCCAUGAAGAGACGGCCAACAUCAUCCACAGAAAACUGGAACAGCACAAGGAGGUUUUGAAGAAUUUGGAGGGACACCGACAGACAUUUCAACAGAUUCACAGAGACCGAUCAGUAAACGGCGUCCCAGUUCCACCAGAGCAGCUUCAGGACAUGGCAGAAAGCUUUCAUUUUGUGUCCACGUCGUCUCACGUCCAUCUGAUUAAGAAUGAGUUCUGGGAGAUGAAGUACCGCCUCAUGGCGUUUCUCAUGCUGGCCGAGUCAAAGCUCAAAUCCUGGAUCAUUAAAUACGGCCGUCGGGACUCAGUGGAGCUUCUUCUGCAAAAUUAUAUUGCAUUCAUUGAAGGCCAUAAGUUCUUUGAGCAGUAUGAAACCACGUUCCGGACUCUGAAACAAGCUGCAGACUCCUACUUGAAAUCUGGGGCUUCUGCUGAGGAGGUAGAAGGGGUGAAUACGUUUCUGAGCGAUGCCACAGCGCAGUGGAAGAACCUGUCAGUGGAGGUGAGGAGCGUCCGCAGCAUGCUGGAGGAAGUGAUCUGCAACUGGGAGAAAUACAGCAGCACAGUGGCUAGCCUGCAGGCCUGGCUGGAGGACGCUGAGAAGAUGCUCAACCAGUCAGAGAGCGACAAACGGGAGUUUUUCCGGAAUCUUCCACACUGGAUUCAGCAGCACAUGGACAUGAAUGAUGCUGGAAACUUCCUGAUUGAGACGUGCGAUGAGACUGUGUCUCGAGAACUGAAACAGCAGUUGCUUCUUCUCAACGGCAGAUGGAGAGAGCUGUUUGUCAAAGUCAAACAUUAUGCAAGAGCAGAUGAAGUGGACAAACUGAGAAAAGAUUAUGACGAUGGGAUCGAAGCUUUAAAGGCAUUUAUUGACACGGCCAACGAGAGGAUGAACACUCCAGUUCAAGUUUCAUUUCUGAACAUACGGACAUAUCUACAAGACGUUGAGGACAUCAAGCACAAAGUGCCAUCCAUGGAGGCGUCGUACAAGACGGCCACACGUAACGCGCAGCAGCUGACCAAAGACCUCACUGAGGAGGAGAUCGCACAGAUGCUGGCUACCAUGGCAGCCAUCAAGGAUGAGCUCAGAAAGAUAAGAGAAAGAGCUCUGCCCCUGCUGAGGGACUCCCAGGCCAUGCUGCCUCCUUUAGAGGAGAUGGAGAAACAUAUCACUGGGUUCUACCAGUCGCUGGAGAAGGCGAGCCGCAUCACUUCCUCCCGGGACUCCGAGGCUCCAGGAGACUUCAAGCAGAAGUGUCAGGAGCUGGUGACCUAUCAGCAGAGCUGUAAAAAGUGUCUGUCAGUGAUUGAUAAAAACCAUCAGAUCAUUCUGACAUCACUGGACACCAGCAAGAACCUAAAACACCUGGACACGUCACUGUUAGAGAGGAGAAUCUCAGAGCUUCAGGCCUCUUCACAGGGCAUGGUAAAAGAAACCACAGAAUGGAAGAGGCAUGUGGAGGCGAACAGCAGCCUGAUGAAGAGAUUUGAGGAGUCUCGUGUGGAGCUGGAGAAGGUUCUGAAAAUAGCUCGCAGCUCCAUGACUGAGAGAGGAAACCCAGAGGACCUUCUGAAAAAGCACACUGAGUUCUUUGGGCAGCUGGAUCAGAGAGUUCUCAAUGCCUUUCUGAAAGCCUGUGAUGAACUCACAGAUAUACUACCAGAGCAAGAACAGCAGAAUCUGCAGGAAACAGUCAGGAAACUGCACAAACAGUGGAAGGAUGUCCAAACAGAGGUUCCUUCUCACCUGCUGCAUCUGAAGGUGGAGCUGGAGAAGAGUCGUCUGAUGGCGUCAGUGCAGGAGUGUCAGGCUGAAGUGGCCCGUGAGAACCGCAGUCUGCCCAGCAUGGGCAGCGAGAGGUUAAUCAAAGAGCACAGGAUGUUUUUUAAGGAAAAGGGUCCACAGGCUCUUUGUGAGAAGCGCUUACAGCAUAUGGAGGAGAUGUGCUCGAAGCUUCCGGAGAGCGAACAAGCCCGGCAAACUUUAGAGAACGUCAGUACAGCGUUUGCAGAGGUCAAAGAGGAUAUUGACAGCACACAUCAGAAACUAAUGCAGCACCCGGACAAAUGGAAGGAGUUUAAUACCAGGUUCUCUGAACUCUCCGCCUGGGUUACAUCGAAGGAAAGUCAACUCAGACUUCUGCGAAACAGAGCUGGAGACCCCAGCAAGUUUGGACAGGUCAAAUCCACUAUAGAGUGUCUGAGAAACGAUGCUGAACUGCAGGAGGGGAACAUGAGCUGGUUGAAGACGCGUUUGGCUGCUCUGAUAGAGGUUUGCACAGAGAGUGACACUCAGAGACAGGGAGCUGCUCUCAGCAAACUCUCCAGUGACUUUAAGGGUCUCCUCACAUCCCUUUCUGAGUCAGAGAAGGUCGUGCUGGCGGUGAGCGACUGUGUGCAGUUCAGAGAGGAGGUGAAAACUACACUGGAGGAGUUGACACAGGGUCAGCAGGAGCUGCAGUCAGAGACCAGCAAGAUUCUGAACUCUGAGUCCGUCAGAGAAGCCCAACAAUUGCUGCUGCUUCAUCAGCAACAACUCAAGCGUCUCCGGCUCAAGCGGAAGGAAAUGCAAGAGCAGAUAAACCGUGGGAAGCAGCUGCAGGUAGAGGAGGGUCUGGAGGAGAGCUUACAGGAAGACCUGCAGAAACUAGAGGCUACCUUGAGUGAAAUGGAUCAAAGCACAGAGUCACAGGAAAAGAACCUGGAGGUGACUUUAGCUGCUUGGCAGGAGUUUGAGGGUCAGCAGGCAGCAGUGAGGGAGUUUGUGGGUAAAGUGCGAUCGGUCACAGAGAGAGAGAUGAACUUCAGCAGUCCAGACAGUCUCAGCACAGAGCUGGAGCAGGCCAAGGAGCUCCUGAAACAGUGUGAAAUAGAGGCCAGACAGGUGAACACUCUUCUCAAGAGGGCCACAGAGAUCCAGUUGGGCCUCAAAAAUCACUCUCUCCUCCGGGAUCAAGCACGUGCUCUGAGUGAACAAGUGGACAAAGUUGAGACUCGACUCAAGCGAGAUGUGAAGACUUUGGAGGGGAUGAAAGAUCAGUGGAAUACUUUCGGGAGUGAGUUUGAAGCAUUUUCCACAUGGAUAACGGAGAGAGAAAGAGAAAUGGAUGCCUUGAAAACCUCCAGCACACCUUUGGUUCAGCAGAUCUGUACCGUAAAGACAAUCAGAGAAGGUCUGCAGGAGAGGUCACAGGUCCUGUCCAACUUGGAGGAGAAAUCUCAAGCGCUGGUCCAGUUUGUGUCGUCUGGCGAAUCUGCACGAAUCAAAGCCCGUCUCACACAGAUUGGCAGAUACUGGGAGGAGCUUAAGGAGAGUGUGGAACAUCUGAAUGGACAGUUGGAAGAAAGCUCCUCCCACCAGACGAAGUUCAAUGCCAACCUUCAACAGGUACAAUCAGAGGUUGAAGAUAUCCAGAAGAAACUUGACAGCCCUGUCACCUCCUGCGUGUCUUCAUCCGAGACCUACAAAACUCUACAGAGUCACAUGGAUAUGUUCCAGUCCCUGGAAAAGCUGAAGGCCACCCUGCUGUCCCUGUCUGCUGGCGCCCGCAGGCUCAGUGAUAGAGAGAAGGCCGAGAGAGCCGUGGCGGCCCUGCAGCAAAGUUACGAGCAGGGUUUAAAACAGGCCAAGGAAAAACAGAACCAAAUGGAGAGCCUUCUGUCACACUGGCAAAAGUAUGAAAAGGAUUGGUCUGCCCUGCAGUCAUGCCUGGAGAGAUGUGAAUCCAUAACCAGCCCUGACUCUCAGUUCCUCCCGGUUGACAAACUAAAGCUGGAUGGAGAACUGCUGGAACUGAAACACCUACAGAGUGAACUUCAGUCUCUGGAGUCAGUUUACAACAAGCUGGUGGCCCAAACACCAACUCUUUACACCACUGCAUCAGAUGAACGUGUGAAAACACUCAAAGAAGACCAUGAACAGCUUGAGAAAAGAUGGAAGUGUCAGACCACAGCUAUACCUCAAAGAAUCCAAGUGCUUCAGGAGCACCUUUCUCAGGUGGAGCAGUUUGAUCAAGCCCUGCAGAAGUUCUUCAAAUGGGGAGAGUCUUUCCUCUCAUCUUUACAUUCGUUUUCUCACGUUGAUAUCACUGAUCUUCAACCUUCCACCAGUGAUAUCAAGGAGAGGAGAGAUGAUCUGCUGAAGCAAAGUGUUCUAAGACAGAGUCUUCAGCAGCAAACUAAGACCUUGUGUGAUGUUUGUGAGCCAGCUGAGGUUCAACAGCUUCAGGGAAAGUGGGAGAGCUCCUUGCAGCCAUACAUGGAAGCACAUCAGCUGGUUGAACUACGAGGCGAGAGUCUGGAGAAGCUAGAGGCCUUCUUACACACCCAUAGUGUGGCGGCCGGCGUCCUUCAGGGCCUCAGACAGACCGUGGAGAGCGCUGGGAGUUGGGAUAAAAGCCGGGUGGACGAGCUACAGAAAGACCUCGAAGCUAUCGUUCCUGAUAUUAGUCGCCUUGAAACACUUGCUGUGAAUCUGGACGGCAGCCUCUGUAAGGCUCAGCUCCACCUGAUGAAUGGAAAGGACACUCGAUCCUCGUGCCGCUCAUUGGCCGACUCCUUGAGCGUGGCGCUGGAUGCUGUGAGGAACCUACUGGGCUCCAAACAAAGCGAAGCUGAGGCUCUCGGUGCUCUUUGGAGCUCGUUCAGACAGCGUAAAGAGCAGCUGCUCAAAACGGUAGAGGAUAUUGAGGAGAAGGCAGAUAAACAGGGCCUGAAAGAGCCCAAUGUGCUUACUCUACAGCAGAGGCUUCGGUUCUUCAAUCAGCUGGAAGAUGAGCUGCAGUCACACCAGCACGAGGAGCAGUGGCUCAGGGACAAAGGUCAACAGCUGGCUCAGAGAGACGCUGAGCUGGGUGGUGAAGUACUAAGGGAAAUUAACCUCCUUCAGACCUCCUGGGAAGACACCAAGAAACUCAUUACUGAAAGGCAAGAGCAGAGCAGCGCUUUGGUAGAGCUCAUGAAGGACUACCAAAGCUUAAAGUCUUCAAUAAACACAAUAUUGGAGAGUGCUGAUGCUAUAGCCAACAUUAAAGCUGUCCUAAAAGACCAAGAGGACACGCGAAGAUCCCUGUUGAAGCAUGAAGCUGUUAAUGCAGAGAUGGCCAGUAACCAGGAUGUACUAGAGCGAUUUUCAAGGAAAGGAAAGAAGCUUUUAAGUGAAUUAAACAAGAUCCCUGAUUGCGAAACCCAGAAGACAGAAAUAGAUGCCACAGUGGACCAGUGGCUAGAUGUUUCAGAAAAAAUCGAGGACAAUCUCGAAAGUCUCAAGAGGAGCUCUGCUCUGUGGGUGGAAAUCUACGAUAUCAGUGGAGAAAUCGAAAGCUGGUCCAACAGCUCGGUUAUGGAUCUGACAGAUGGACUCAAUAACUUCAAUGAUAGCCAGAAAACUGCAAACAAACUCUCUGAAGUCAAGGUGGAUGUUGGCCUGAAAGAAAAGAAGAUUGAUGCUUUACAAGAGAAAGUUUCAGAGCUGAAACAACUCUGCGGUGGCCAAGAUGCUCCUGCUAAACUGCAGGUCAUGGAGACGGACCUCAGAAGGAAAAUUAGUAGCAUUGAAGAGUUAUGUGACCAAGCCAAGAGCAACCUCCAAGAUUUCUGCUCUCAGAAGAAGCAGCUGGAAGGUUUUCUCAGCCAGAUGUCCGAGUGGUUGAAGAACGUUGAGAGAUCUUUGGUGGAUUCACCAUGUGGAACAGCUCCUGAAGAAAUCUGCAGAGUGAAGGAAAUCCAAAAGGAGCUUCAGAACCAGCAGACGAGCAUUGACUCAGCCCGGGAAAGCCUGAACACGCUUUGCAGAAAAUACCCAUCCGAGGAACUUGCCGGUCUAGGUUCCUCUCUGACCGACCUCAUCAAGAAAUAUGAAACGGUCAAUCAGCUCUGUGUUAAGAAGCUUGGCUCCAUGCAGCAUGGCCUCCAGCAGCACUUCAAUGAUCUUGUGAAGGAGUUUCAUACAUGGCUCUCUGGACAGAAAGACAUUGUAAGAGAAUGUGCCGAUCAUUCUGGUGACAUGAGCGUGGUGGGACGCAAACUGCAGAAAUUGAUGGGAGCUCUGGAGCGGGUGGAUGAUGGAGACAGCCAUCUAACGCUGGUGUGUACGGAGGGUGAGAAGCUUCUUCUGCACCUCCCCAAAGCCAGCGCUGGCCAAGUCCAGCAGAACCUCUCCUCCAUCCAGCAGGACUGGGACAGUUACGUGGAGCAGUGUAAACAGAACCAGCAGAACCUGGAAGAGAGCGCCAGUCUGCUCAGCGGCUUUGAGAGCCGUCUGCAGAGGUUGACCCGCUGGCUGGAGCGCAUGGAUGUGAGGAUGAGCACCGAGCUGCCUGAGGGGAGACACGAUCAGGAGAGAGUGACGCUGGAGCGCGUGGAAGAAUUCCAACAUGAAGUGCUUAAAGAGAGGGACUCGUUUGAGAGUCUGUGCCAAGAAGCUCAGUCUCUGAGUGAGGGGGGUCAUGGCAGUGGGGCGGAGCUUCGAGCGUCUGCGCAGCUGCAGCUGCAGCAUCAGGCGCUUCUCAAGGCGGCGAGGGAGAGACUGCGCAUAUGUCAGCUCAGCCUGCAGGAGCAGCAGAACUUUGAGGAGACGCUGCAGAGCACCUGGGGAUGGCUCAGUGGCGUACAGGAGCGCCUCAAUUCACUCAACAGCACCAGCGGCAAUAAAGAGACUCUGGAGAAGAGACUGGGGCUGGUUCAGGACAUCUUGCUGAUGAAGGGUGAAGGGGAGGUGAAGCUCAACAUGACCGUAGGGAAGGGAGAACAGGUGCUGAAGAACUGCAGUAGGGAUAAACAGGAAAUGAUCCGCUCUCAGCUCAAGAGUCUGAAGGAUUCCUGGGCCAAUAUCCUCAUGACCGCUAUGAGCUGCCACAGUCGUCUGGAGUGGACCGUGGCUCAAUGGGGCAGUUUCCUGGAGAGUAAAGCUCAGCUGCAGCAGUGGAUGGAGAUGGUGGAGCAGGAGGCAGGGGUGGCUCUGCCGCAGCAGCCCGGGCUGAAAGAGAAAGCUUCGCUACUGGAGCGCCUGCGGGCCAUUCAGGCCGAUGUGGAGGUCCAUUCGUCAGCACUGACACGUCUGAAUGAGAAAGCCACAGAGCUGUAUGAGAAGACGGGAGACCAGGCAUUCGCAGAGGGACCGAAAUCGGAGUUCAACACCCAGUUUACCAACAUCACAGCUGUCAUUAAGAAUAAGGUGCAACAGAUGGAGGAGAUCGUCAAAGAGCAUGAGCAGUAUAUGGUGUCGGUGCGUGACCUGAACGACUGGCUCACAUCAGCUAAAGAAGAGCUUCAGCGCUGGUCAGACAUGUCUGGAGACGCUGCUUCUGUUCAGAGGAAACUCUCUAAAGUCAGGGGGCUGUUAGACUCCAGGAAACAAGGCCAUGAGCGCUUGACCCGUGUGCAGAGCUGCGGUGCCGCCACACGCGACCACACGUCCACGGUGGGCUGUGAGGUUCUGGAGAGAGAGGAGGCCGGGCUGCUCUCGGCCUGGGAACAGUGGGAGCGCGGUGCUAAACACAUGUGCUCUGGUCUGGAGGGCGUUCUGUCUCAGAUGGCCAGCUCGGAGCAGGAGUUCAACAGCCUAGCUGCGCAGCUGGAGCAGGACCUGCAGGACUUCAGCAGCAAGCUGCAGGAGUGGCGCAUCAAACUGCAGCAGGUGGAAGAAAUGAGCUCCGGUGAAGAGGCUGUGCAGGGAUGGCAGACAGCAAAGGACGCCUUGGAAGCACUGCUAAACAUUGAGCCCAUGUCGGACAAUUUGAAGUGUCAGCUGAAUGACUUGUGCCGGUUCUCCAGAGAUCUGGGCGCUCAGUCUGAGAGAGUAUCUGCCCUCAUUAAAGAAUACAACAGCCUCAGUCUCCAGGCGUCUCGAGAGUGUCAGGGAAAGGAGAAGCUCCUGGAGCAGCGCUUCCGUGCCGCUUUUCGAGACUUCCAGCAGUGGCUGGUCAAUGCGAAAAUCAAUACGGCCAAGUGUUUCGAUGUGCCUCAGAACCUGGCUGAAGCAUCGUCCAGCCUGCAGAAGAUUCAGGAGUUUCUGAGUGACCGUGAGCAAGGCAACGGCAAACUGAACACAGUGGCAGCCAGCGGAGAGCUACUGAUGAGCAUCGCUGCCAAAGACAGAGUGGAGUCAGUCAGAGCCAAAAUCAACUCGGCCAGAGAAGACUGGAAAACACUCAUGAAGAACCUGCACCAGAGACAAACCGCCUUACAGAAUCUCCAGGCUCAGAUGCGGGACUUUGAAACGAGCGUAGAGCCGCUCCAGGACUGGCUGAAUGAAACCGAGGAGGCCGUUCAAGAGAGCAGCAGUCGGCUGCAUGACCUCACAGCCAAGAAGCAGGAGCUGCACAGGUUACAGUCUCUGCUAGAGGAAUUAGCCUCUAAGGAGUCUCAGCUGCACAGGUUGAGGGAGAAGGCCCAGCAGCUGUGGGACGGACACACGGCCGGAAAGGGCUUUGUGCACUGUGUCUCGCAGCUCUCAGCUCAGUACCUAGCUUUAAGCAACCUGACCAAGGAAAAAGCCUCUAGAAUCGAGCGCAUCGUGUCCGAGCACCAGCUGUUCUCGCAGGGCCUGAAAGAGCUGCAGAACUGGGUGGCUGAUACCAGUCACAUGCUGCAAACCUACUGCACUCCCACCGCAGACAAGAACGUGCUGGACAGCAGGAUGAUCAAACUCGAGGCUUUGUUGACGGCACGCCAAGAGAAGGAGAUACAGCUGAAAAUGCUGCUGACGAGAGGAGAGUCAGCCCAGAGAAACACCUCCGCUGAGGGUGUACUGCUGGUCCGACAACAAAUCGAAGACCUCAAGGACUCAUGGGAUGGACUGUUGUCGGCUUCUAUUCAAUGCAAGAGCCAGCUGGAGGGCGCUCUGUCGCAGUGGACAAGUUACCAGGAGGACGUGCGUCAGUUUGUGAGCUGGAUGGAGACUGUGGAAGAGACUUUAAACUCUGCAGACAAACAGUGCUCUGAGAUGAGAGACAAAACCGCCAACCUGGGCAAAGCCAAAUUGCUCCUAGAGGAUGUUUUAAGUCACAGCAGCGUCUUGGAUGUCAUAUCCAUGAAGGGGUCCAACAUGGCCGAGCACUAUGUCACCCAGCUAGAGAUUCAGGACUUGCAAGAGCGUUACAAUAUUGUCAAAGAUAAAGCCCAGUGUGCAGUUGCCAAAGCGGAGGAGCUGGUCUCGGCACAUCAGGAGUACCAGCGCGCCCUGCAUGAGUUUAAAGACUGGCUGGAGCAGCAGCAGGAGAGACUGAGCUGCUACACACAGCUGGAGGGAGACGUCGAGACUCUAGAGGACACGCUACGCAAACUACAGGAGUUUCAGGUGCAUUGCACAGAGGAUCAAGCCCUGCUCAACACACUGCUGGUGACCCGAGAGCAGGUGAUUCCCUGGGGCGUCCCGCAGUUAGAGGACCGAUGUCUGGAGACGGUCCAGCAGGAGUGGGGCUCGUAUCAGACCCGGCUGGGUGACACCAGAUCUCAGCUCAACAGCGCUCUGGCCAAACUCCGGCAGAUAGAGCAGAAGUUCCAGCGGUUGGAUAACUGGCUCAAAGGGAUGGAAACUAAAGGACAAUUACGCUCAGGCCGCCGCUCUGACAGAGCAACAAAAGAGGCCCAGCUACAGCUCCUGACGGGUUGGCAUGAGGAGGUGCUGGCUUAUCAGGAGGAGAUAGAGGGUCUCAGUGUCCUGGCCCAACAAGUUUUAGAAGAGAUGCCCAUCAGCAGCAGAGUCAGCACUACAGCUACACAACUCACGUCACGCUAUCAUGCCCUGCUGCUACACCUGCUGGACACCAUUAAGCAACUGAAGGAGGAAGUUUCCUGCAUUGAAGAAUCCCAGAGUGUCGUCGGCACCUUCUCUGAUUGGUUGAGCACAGCACAAAAGAACUUCAGCAGUGUGACCACCACCACCAUUGAUGUGGUUGAUCGUGUCGCCAUGGAGAAGAAGAUGAAAAAACUAGAGGCUCUGCAAGGUGACAUGGAGCUGGGUCACACCUUCCUGAAGACCAUGCGUGAAAAGACGGAUCGUGCCAUGACUUUCCUUGAGGAACCUGAGGCAGAGCAGCUCAAGGAAGAAGUCGACACCCGACUCUCCCAGCUGGAGGCGUUGAUCAGAGCUCUGCGGUCAGAGCUGAGUGCCACAGAGAAAUCCAUACAGCUCUCCAAAGACUUCCUGGACAAAUACAAGACUCAAACACAAUGGCUUACAGAGACCAAAUCACUGCUGGCGACUCCAGUGGAGCCAAAAGCUGAACUUUACCAAAAGAAGGCUCAGCUAGCCAAAUACAAGACAAUCCAGCAGACCAUCCAGUCCCAUGAGUCAGCAGUCAAAUCAGUUAUAGAGAAGGGAGAUGCACUUCUUGAAACAAUCCGUGACCCAUCUAUCAGCGAGAACAUCAGCAAGCUGAAAGCUGACUAUCAAGAAUUAUGCAAUGAUGCCAAGGUCCACUUUCAGAGUUUGACGGAGAGCGUGAGAGAACAUGAAGACUAUAACAGUGAACUCCAAGAAGCAGAGAAAUGGCUGUUACAGAUGUCUAGCAGGCUGGUCACCUCUGAUUCCAUGCAAAGUGGUAAUCUAGAGACAGCCACACAACAACUAGCCAGACACAAGGCAAUAAUGGAGGAGAUAGCUGGUUUUGAGGAGCGUUUGACCAGCCUGAAGGACAAAGGCGAGCGUCUCGCAAGUAGCUGCACACAGCAAGUCCAGGCAAAGAUCAGUCAGCAGAUCCAGGCACACCAGCAGGGAACCAGAGACAGUUAUUCGGCUAUUUGCAGCACAGCUCAGCGUGUGUAUCAGAGUCUGGACCGUGAGCUCCAGAAGCACGUCAGCCAUCAGGACACACUGCAGCAGUGUCAGACGUGGCUGUCCACUGUUAAAGAGGAGAUCCAGCUGCAGGCGCAGACUCCCUAUGGCCUCCAAGAGGCUCUGAAACAGGUGAAGCACUUUAGGGCUCUACAGGAGCAGGCCAGCACAUAUCUGGACCUGGUUUGUUCAGUGUGUGAUUUAUCUGAUGAGUCUGUGAGAGCCACAGCUGCCAAAAUACAGGAAACCAAAACGAUGAUUGAGGAGAGGAUGACCAUUUCUCAAGAGCUGUCGGAUAGCUGGAGGGAGAUUAAAGAGCAAAAACAGGAACUCUCAACACUUUUCCAAGAUAUGGAACAGCAAUUGCAAAGUCUAUCCAGGAGACCAGCUGAGUUGGAGCCCAAGAUUGCUCAAAACAUGGUUGAUCAAGCCAAAGAAUUUGGCCAGCAGCUUCAAAACAGACAAAGCACUCUGACUACAAUGACAGAGCUUGUGAGUAAGCUGACAGAAGGGCAGGAGUCUCCUGAGCAUACAGAGAUUGGACGACUGAGCCAUGCAUGGCUGGAGCUGUGCCAUGAGGCCAACAAUCUGCAGGCUCAGAGAGAGGAAGAUCUGCAGAGGACUAAAGAGUAUCAUGACUGCAUCAGUGCCAUGGAAGCCCUCUUUGAACAGGUGUCCAAGGAAUGGGACAACCUGGCCAGAACUGAUGCUGAGAGUUCAUCUGAUCAUUUGGAGGCUCUUCGGAAGCUCUCGGUUGUUCUUAAAGAAAAGAAAAGCACACUUGAGGACCUCAAAGAGCAGAAGCAAAAAGUAAUGUACCACUUAAACCUGGAUGAUAAAGAGUUGGUGAAGGAGCAGAUUGGCCACUUUGAGCAGCGAUGGGCCCAUCUGGAGAGUCUCAUAGAGAGGAAGAUCCAAGACUCCAUUGUGACCCUUGAAGACAUGGGCCAAGUUGAGGCCCGUUUGAGGGAAGCUCGCGAAUGGGCUGAGGAACAGAAGCCUGCCUUAUCCGAAGCCAUGAAGAUGAGUCCUCCUCCUGAACUAGCUCAGAGUUUCCUUUUCGACCAUCUAAGCAUAUGCAAAUUGAUUGCUCUUCCACAACAGUACAAUAAUAUUUUGGGACUAGCCAAGGAGAAACAAGAGAAAAUACAACAAGCCAUUCUUGCCAGACAGGAAUAUGCCUCCUUUAUUGAUGUGACCCACAAAGCGCUUAAAGAACUUGAGGAACAAUUCCACAACUUGGGGACGCAGUCUGUCGGCCUUAAGACUGAGGAGGUUGUCAGUCUUCAGGCUGAUUAUAAAGGCCUCCUGGAGGAGCUGACCAAUCUUGGACAAGCCGUCAGUGAGCUUAACCAGAAGAAAGAGGGAUUUCGUAGCACCGGUCAACCUUGGAGACCUGAAGAAAUUACCCAACUGGUUAGCCUUUACAACGGUCUCAAAAGAUUGAUUGAGCAGAGGGUAGAACAUCUUGAUGACACUCUGGAAUCUUUCGAGGACCAUCAAGCCAUGGCUAUGCAGGUUGAUUCAGAGCUGAAGGCCACCAAAGAGCAACUGGUGAAAGUCAAUGCAGAGACGCAGUCAGCUGAGGAGAGAUUACAAAACUAUCAUGCUCUGGCCGCUAGUCUUCAUGGUGCCAGCUCUCACCUCACUCGACUCAUGGAGCAGAUGGAUAACCUGGCACUCCACAUGGAUUCCGCCACACAUGAGGCUUCAAAGCAGCGAGGAACCUCUUGGGAAGAAGAGCUUCAGUCCUUACAGUCAGCUGUUGGGGAACUAAUUGUGGAGUGUGAGAACAGGUUUGUGCAGAGUAAAGACUUUGAGACAGAAGUCAAUCGGACCUUAACUUGGCUCCAGCAAAUCAAAGAUGAACUUGGCUCUGAGGUGGUGGUAGACGUCAAGGUUGAGAAGGUCCAGGAGGAAAUCCGAAAGCAACAGAUUAUGCAAGAGGAAGUUCAGUCGAGGCUUAGGAUAGUGGCGGCUCUAAGCACCAGAGAGAAGCAGAAGUACACCAGUGCCAAUGAGCUCGUCCCCCCUCAUGUGGACUCAAGUCUACAAGAAAUGGCCAAGCUGGAGGCUGAUGUUCAACGUGCCCUCAGCUCCAAACAGAUAACGCUAGAGCAAGCUCUCGCCUUGUGCCAGAAGUAUCACUCCAGAAUGCAAACAGCUUGUGAGUGGCUGGAGGACGCUGUGGGCUUCUUGCAGCAGGCCAGCCUUGGGGUGGACGUGGAGAACUACGAGGAGUGUCUGAGGCAACAGGAAGACAUCAUGGCCACUGAACAGGAGUUCCUAGGUGUUCUUGAGGAGCUGGAUUCAUUGUCACCUCAACUUGAAAACCUGGUCAACCCUACAGCCAAGGAUCAGCUUCGACUUAGUGUGGAGUCUGCACAGCAGAGAGGUGUGGAGGUCAGAGACCAGCUUCAGUGCCACCAAGACAUCUUAAACAGCUGUGUUACCCAGUGGAAUUCAUAUCAGGAGGCCAGACAGACAGUCAUUGAGCUGAUGAAUGAGGCAGAGAAGAAGCUAACAGAGUUUUCCACAGCCAAGGCUGCAACAAGCCAGGAAGCUGAAGAGAAACUCCGUAGUCAUAAGUCGUUGGUAUCCAUGGUAAACAGUUUCCAAGAAAAGCUGACUGGUCUGGAAGAGCAAGCCUCCCAGUUAGAGCUGGUUGGAAGUGAUGCCAGUAAAGCCACCAUAAGUCGAUCCAUGACCACGGUGUGGCAGCGCUGGACCAGGUUGCGCAGUGUAGCACGAGGCCAAGAAAGGGUGCUGGAGGAUACAGCCCACGAAUGGAGAACUUUCAGAGAAAAGAUGAUGAAGGUAAGAGCUGUAACAGAAGAACUGAAGGGCCGUGUUCCUGAUUGUACUGCUGAGAAAGCCUCCAAAGCCACACUGCAGUCACAUCUGGACCAGUACGAGCUGGUUGGUCAGGACCUGGAGAGGGAGCUGUCUUCUCUAACCCUCUUACGACAGUACGCCCUCAGCCUGCUACAUGGUGUGGAGGUGUCUGUGCCAACGCCUGAUCAUGAGCAACUGCCAAGUCUGAAGGAGAUCAAAGCUGUGCAAGAUCAGCUUGAAAGUCUUCUGCAGAAGGCCAGGACAGGAAAGACUCGGGUUCAGCAGGAACUGUCGGACAGGGAAGGUGUGGAGAGAGGGCUGAGUCUUGUCAAGAGCUGGAUCCAGGACUCCAGGGAGCUUUUGCUGAACCCCACGUCUGAUCUGGACAUUCUGACACAAGAACUGGAGGUGAUGCAUGGAGAGCUGAUCACUCAUCGCCAGAAUGUGAAUAAGCUCGCAGAACAGCAGCAAAGUAAAUACCUGGACCUGUACACUAUUUUACCAUCUGAGAUCUCAAUGCAACUGGCUGAAGUGUCCCUGGCACUGGGAUCCAUUGAGGACCAGGUUCAAGCCAAGGAGAGAGACAUCCAGAAGACCAGAGUUAUCAAAGAGGAGUUCAACUCCAGAAUUCAUGACGUGUCCGAAAAAUUGAAGGCUGUCUCAACCUCUCUAAAGGAAAAGGCCACUGAUAUUGAUCAGGCCAAAGAUGAGGCCAGACGUCUCUGUGAUGAACUUGACGGCUGUGGACGAAAUCUCGCUGAGCUGGAAGCAGCAGUGCAGGACUUUGGUCGCCGUAACCCUCUGAUAGCCAGACAGCUGGCUGAUGCAAUUGCCAAAUUACGAGAGAUCCAUCAUCACACUCUUCGACUGGCUGAAUAUAAUACAAUAUGGCUGAAGAAGGCUGAUGCACAUCUAGAUGAGUACAAUGAGAUGUUUGAGUUCAUAGUGAAGUGGACAGACAGAGCCAGGAGCCUGGUGAAGGCCAACAUCAUCUGGAACUCCUCCUCACACUUGCAAGAGCAGAUCAGGAUGUAUCAGUCUGUUCUGCGUGAGUCGCGUGAGCUCCAUGGUGACCUGGAGGCCAUGCAUGAGAAGGUGGAAAUACUGUCUGAGAUGCUGCAGGUAGAGGCAAUGGGACAGCAGGUGUCAGAACUGAGCCGCCACACUGAGGAGCUGGAGCUGAGCAUUAGAUCACGACUGCAUAGUCUACAAGACGCAGCAAAGGAUAUGGAGAGGUUUGAGAGUGAAGUGAAGGCCCUGCAUGUGUCACUGGAGCAGGUUCAAGCCACUCUCACAUCUCCUGAACUGGCCCGACUGAGUCUGAAAGAACAACUGACUCAAAGACAGCGUUUGCUGGCGGACAUGGAGAGCUUCAAGCAGCAGGUAGAGGCCGUACAGGAGUGUCAGAGCACUUUAAGAGUCCCUGAAGAAGUGGUGACCAGUCUGUCCAUCUGCCGCACUGCUCUGAAUCUGCAGCAAGAGGCCAGUCAACUCCAGCACACUGCCAUCCAGCAAUGCAACAUCCUGCAGGAGGCAGUGGUGCAAUAUGACCAGUAUGAACAGGAAGUCAGAAACCUGCAGGCCAUGAUUGAAGAUGCUCACCGGGUCAUUCAGGACCAACCUGUGAACACCAGCAAUAUCCAAGAGCUGCAGGCACAAAUUAACCAUCAUGAGGAACUGGCCCAGAAAAUCAAGGGCUACCAGGAGCAAAUUGCAUCCCUGAACUCCAAGUGUAAGAUGCUGACGGUAAAAGCUAAACACGCCACCACGCUCCUGUCAGUGAGUGAUGCAGAGGGUUUAACCGAGAGUCUGGAGGAACUGGACGGUGAUGCUAUUAAAAGAAAGACCCAAUCACAAGUCUCCAUGUCGGCUGGUCGCUGUCAGUCUUUCCUGUCUCCUGUGACAGAGGAGUCUGGCGAGGAGGGCACCAGCAGUGAGAUCUGCUCUCCUGCUUUCUGUCGAUCUCCCUCUCCUAUCACUAACACAGAAGCAGCCAUUAGCAAGAUGUCCAUGGGAAGGGCCACUCUCACCAGAGGGCCCAUCCAGGAGCUGUACAAUCCCGCGCUGGAGUCUGUAGCGAGCUUAGAUGAUCUUCAGCGCUCGUGGGAGACCCUGAAAAAUGUGAUAAGUGAAAAGCAGAAGACUCUCUACGAGGCUCUGGAGAAGCAGCAGCGCUAUCAGGGCUCUCUACAGACCAUCUCGACUAAGAUGGAGUACAUCGAGGCCAGAUUAAACGAGCCUCCUAUGCACGAUCUCAGUCCUGACAGACAAAUGGUCCUACACCAGAAUCAGACGGAGGAAAUUGUCAAACUGCAGAAUGAUAUAGAUGAGCUUGAGUCCAGCUUCACAGAAGAGCUGAUCUCUGAUGCGGUGGACUCGGACUCUGCGGAUCAGCUGGCCAUGCAGUCCACACUCACUGUGCUGUCCGAGAGGAUGGCCACCAUCCACAUGAAGGCUUCUGGAAAACGCCGACUUCUUGAGGAGCGACAGAGUGAACGUGUGGAAAAGCAGCAACAGGCUCAGGCUUUGCAGCGCUACCUGAACCAGGCAGACCAGCUGGACCAGUGGCUACAGAGCACUCGCGGUAACAUCACUUCCUGCUCUCAAGGCUCAGACGUGGAAGAGCAACUCAUAGACUGUCAGAACAUGCUGCUGGAGAUCGAGGAGAAGGUGCUGGCUCUCUCCGAGCUCUCCAGACACAGCGAGAAUCUUCUGCUGGAGGGCCAGCCGGAGAGCAGGGAGGACGCGGAGCAGCUGGCCAGGAAGUUGCGUACACUGAAAGGCAGCCUGCUAGAGCUGCAGAGGAUGCUGCAGGACAAGCAGAUCAACAUUCAGGAUUCCCUUAAGGAGCCAUCAGACUCCAGUGAAUCAGAUUCCAGUCUCUCCCAGAGUCCAAACAUGCAGGACUGGCUGGCCCAGGCCCGCUCCACACGCAGCCUACAGCACCAGGACACCCUCCAGAAACAGAAGGAGCUUGAAGAGCAACUUGCAGAGCAGAAGAAGCUGUUGAAAUCUGUAGCGAGUCGUGGAGAGGAAAUCCUCACCCAGCAGGCAUCACCCGUCAGAGCCGGUGCAACAGAGAUCCUCUCGCCUGAUGUGGAGCAGGAGGGAGACAUUCAGGCCGUGAAGAAACAGAGGAGAAAGAGAUGGGAAAGUCUGAAAAAAGACAUGGCCACUAAACUACAGCUCCUUAUGAACACGCUGGAGCAAGACAGCAAACAACCGUUUUACUCCAGAACUGCUUGUGUGAAGACUGCAGCUCCGGUCUAUAAGAGAGAGACUCACGUCCAGGACAAGUCCAGCCUGAUGUCUCUGCACAAUGGAUUCAGUCAGACAAUAAAGGAAAUUACUCCUCAGGCCACAGAGCAAGAGGUCAUUCUGAUGGAGCAGCAGCUUUAUUCAGCAGUCACAGCCACGUCCUCUUGGGUGGAUGAUGUGGAGAACACACUGUUUUCUGGCCCUGUGCUGCUGACGGAGAACGCUGAGACGCAGCUCUCCAACCACGAGACAUUGGGAAAAGAAGUGACGGAGGUGACGAGGCAGAUCAGCCACAGCGAGGGGCUCAUAGGCAGCUCUGUGGGAUUAUCUGAGGAAGAGCAGACCCUGAUGAAGGACACCCUCGACUGUCUGACUCGACGCCUGGGAGCUCUGGACUCGGCACUGGACCGCCGCUGUGACACCAUGAGGAGCCGAAUGCGGGAGCUCACAGCUUUCCAGACGGAGCUGCAGCAUCUCUUUACAGCGCUUAGUGAAAGCAAGUUCCAGAUUAUACAGAAAAUGGCAGGAGUUCUUGAUCACACAACAACUAAACAGAUUGAAACCAUUGCAGAGGCAGAGGAGACGCUGAAAGACUUUGAGCACAGAAUAACAGAGCUGAAAGCCAGAGGGGCGGAGCUACAGCUGGACCAGUUCUCCACCAAUGAGCUGCUGAAGCUACAGGAUGCUUAUGAGGAGCUGGUUAUGACAGUGGGCUCUCGACGGAGCGGGCUGAACCAGAAUAUGGCGCUGAAAAAUCAGUAUGAACGAGUUCUGCAGGAUCUAAUUGAUCUGGUGGACACGGCCCAAGAUAAGAUGAACGCUGACCAGAAGAUGAUCGCCAGCUCAGUAGAGGAUGUGCACAACCUUCUAGACAAACACAAGGAAUUUUUCCAAGGCUUAGAGUGGCACACGGUCCUCACUGAGACAUUCUACAAAAAAAUUAGUGCCUUUGUUUUGCCACGUGAGCGUCAGACUCUGGAGGAGACACUAGCUCGGGCUCAGGAUGUGCUUAAGCAAGCGCACAAGAAAGGAGUUGAGCUGGAGUGCAUCUCAGAGACGUGGGGUCGUCUAGUUUCGGACUAUCAGACCCUGUACCGAUUGCUAGAGGCUGUGGAGGGCAGUCUGCCGACCGCUGGCCUGGUGGAGGAGACGGAGGAGAGACUGAAGGAAAGAAUAGAGCUCUAUCAGGCCCUUAAAGCCAGUCUGACGGAGCACCAACACAAGCUGCAUCAGGUGCUGGAGGAAGGGAAGCAUCUUCUGUCAUAUGUGAGCUGCUCCAGCCUGGAGAACCAGCUCACUCUUUUGGGCGAGCACUGGCUCAACAACUCCACCAAGAUCAACAGAGAGCUACAGAACCUGGAAUCCAUCCUGAAGCACUCAACCAGGUAUAAGCGUGAGUCUGGUGAACUGAGUCGCUGGCUACAGGAAGCUCUGGAACGCUUGGAGUUCUGGAACACACAGUUUGUUGCUGGUCCUCAGGAACUGGAGACUGUUAAAGACCAGUUAACAGCUUUUCUGGAGUUCAGUAAGGAGGUGGAGAGCCGCUCCAGUCUGAAGGCCUCGGUGCUGAAUGAGGGAAACCAGCUGCUCAGACUCAAGAAGAUGGACACCGCGUCUCUGCGGUCUGAACUCGCCCGUCUGGACUCUCAGUGGUCAGAACUGCUUGCCCGCAUUCCUGUAGUUCAAGAAAAACUCCACCAGUCUCAGAUGGAUAAGCUGGCAUCCCAUCACGCUAUCGCUGAGCUUGUGAACUGGAUGUCAUUGAUGGAGAGAGUCAUAGAAGAGGAUGAGGAGAAUCUCAAAGGGGCUGUUGGGUCAAAGGUCAUCCAGGAGUACCUGCAGCGAUACAAGGGCUUCAGAGUGGAUGUGAACUGCAAACAGCUGACUGUGGACUUUGUGAAUCAGUCAGUGCUCCAGAUCAGUGGUGUGGAUGUGGAGAGCAAACGCAGCGAUAAAACAGAUUUUGCGGAGAAACUGGGCGCCAUGAACUGCCACUGGCAGAUACUGCAGACACGUAUCACUGAGAGGGUACAGUAUCUGGAAUACUUGUUGGAAUCCUGGGUUGAAUAUGAGGGUAAAGUUCAGACUCUUCAGGCAUGGCUGAACGCUCAGGAGGACAGACUCAAGACGAAGCACAGGAUUGAGAACUUAUCCUCUGUGCAGAAUGCACUUAAAGACUGCCAGGAGAUGGAGGAGAUGAUGAAGGAGAAGGAGAGGGAGCUGGAGAGAGUGGAAGAACAGGCUUGUGCUCUCGUCCAAAAUAAAACCGACGAGGCCUGUGCUGUUGUCAUGGAGUCUCUACAAGUCUUGAACAACACAUGGGCCAAUCUGGACCACCUGAUCGGACAGCUGAAGAUCAGUCUGAAGUCUGUCCAGGACAAGUGGAGUCAAUACAAACAAGCGUCUGAAGAGAUCAACGGCUACCUGACGGAGGGACGCUACUCUGUGUCCCGCUACCGUCUGCUCACAGGAUCUCUGGAGGCUUCGCGGCUACAGGUGGAGAGUCUACAGAACCUGCAGGAGGAGCUUGAGAAACAAGAGAGCAGUCUGAGGAAGUUUGGAUCAGUUACACAUCAGCUUCUGGAGGAGUGUCACCCGUCUGUGUCUGACACACUCAAUAACACACUAAAAGACAUUAACGCCAGGUGGAACAGUCUGCAGGAGGAGAUCGUGGAGCGUCUGAAGAGCAGUAAGGCUCUCCUGCAGCUGUGGCAGAGCUAUAAAGAUCUUUAUGGACAGAGCGACUCCAGCAUCCAGACACUAGAGGAGAGAGCAAACCAGAUGCUGAAGACCACCAGCCACAAAGACAUCACAGAGGAGGACGUGUCCACCUGGAUUCAAGACUGUGCUGAGCUGCUGCGCUCUCAGGCUCCCGUCCAGGUGUCUCUGCAGGUUUUACUGGAGCUGGGAGAGCAGCUCAAACAGCAGGUGGACACAUCAGCUGCGGCCUCCAUCCAGUCUGACCACCUGUCUCUCACCCAGCGCCUCAGUGCUGUAGAGCAGAGUCUGAGCCGACAGCAGGUGGCGCUGCAGGCUGGGGUUCGCGACUAUGAGACGUUUAAUGAGCAGUUGGACUCUCUGUCCCGCUGGAUCGUGGAAGCUGAGGAGGUUCUGAAAGCUCAGGAUCCCAACGGUUCCUCUGACCAGUCACUGAUCCGGGACCGCAUGGAGGAACUCAAGAAACAAAUGCUGAAGUUCAGCAGUAUGGCUCCUGAUCUGGAGAGGCUGAAUGAACUGGGUUACAGACUCCCUCUCAACGACUCUGAGAUCAAACGCAUGCAGAACCUCAACAGAAGCUGCUCCACCACCUCAGCUCAGACCACUGAGAGAUUCAGUAAACUUCAGGCCCUGCUACUACAGCAGCAGACCUUUCUGGAGAAGUGCGAGACGUGGAUGGAGUUCCUGGUGCAGACGGAGGAGAAACUGGCCGUGGAGAUUUCCGGAAACUUCCAGAGCCUGAUGGAGCAGCAGAGAGCUCAUGAGCUGUUUCAGGCAGAGAUGUUCAGCAGACAGCAGAUCCUUCACUCUAUCGUCAGCGAUGGGCAACGCAUGCUGGAGCAGGGACAGGUGGACUACAGAGAUGAGUUCAAGCUGAAGCUGGCUCUGCUGAGUAACCAGUGGCAGGGGGUGGUGAGACGGGCACAGCAGCGCAGGGGCAUCAUAGACAGUCUCCUGCGGCAGUGGCAGCGCUACAGGGAGAUGGUGGAGAAGCUGAGGAAGUGGUUGGUGGAAGCGUCCCAUCAGGCCGAAACCCUGCAGGUUGGCACACCUGUGCCACUCCAACAGGCACGAGCCAUGCUGGAUGCAGUUCAGCUGAGGGAGAAGGUUCUGCUGAGGCAGCAGGGCAGUUACAUCCUGACGGUGGAGGCAGGGAGACAGCUGCUUCUGUCUGCUGACACACGAGCCGAAACCGCUCUACAAGAGGAGCUGCUCGACAUACAGGAGCGCUGGAAACACGCCAACAUCUGCCUGGAGGAACAAAAGAAAGAACUGGCCAUCCUGCUCAGGGAUUGGGAGAGAUGUGAAAAAGGUAUCGGAGGAUCUCUAGAGAAACUAAGAGCUUUUAAACGCCAGCUGUCCCAGCCGCUUCCAGAUCGCAAUGAGGAGCUGCAGUCUGAACAAAUGCGCUGCAAGGAUCUGGAGAGCAUGUUUGACGGCUGGAAGGAGGAUUUGACCCAUCUGACGGUGUUGAGAGAGUCUCUGUCCAGUUACAUCAGUCCUGAGGAUCUGCGUGUGCUGCAGGAACGCAUUGAACUCCUGCACCGCCAGUGGGAGGAGAUCUGUCACCAGUUGUGUCUGCGAAGGCAGCAGGCGAGUGAGAAGCUGAAUGAAUGGGCCAUCUUCAAUGAUAAAUAUAAGGAGCUGUGUGAAUGGCUGACGCAAAUGGAAAGCAAAGUAUCCCAGAAUGGAGACAUCAGCAUCGAAGAGAUGAUUGAGAAAUUAUCAAAAAGCAUUUUGUUUGAGCUGCAGAGAGACAUCGAGAAGCACAGCACAGGUGUGGCGUCUGUGCUGAACCUGUGUGAGGUGUUGCUGCACGACUGUGACGCGUGUGCUACAGACGCCGAGUGUGACUCCAUCCAGCAGGCCACACACAGCCUGGACCGCCGCUGGAGGAGCAUCUGUGCCAUGUCCAUGGAGAGGAGACUCAGGAUUGAGGAGACGUGGCGUCUCUGGCAGAAGUUUCUGGAUGACUACUCUCAUUUUGAGGAGUGGCUCAUGUUGUCGGAGAAGACAGCCGCGCUGCCAAACUCUUCAGGUGUCCUUUACACUGUUGCCAAAGAGGAGCUCAAGAAAUUUGAGACGUUCCAGCGGCAGGUGCAUGAAAGUUUGACGCAGCUAGAGCUGAUCAAUAAACGGUAUCAGCGACUGGCACGUGAGAAUCGCACCGACGCGGCCUGUAAUCUGAGAGAAAUGGCCCACAACGCCAACCAGCGCUGGGAGAACCUGCAGAGACGAGUGUCAUCUGUCCUACGCAGGCUAAAGCACUUUAUAUGUCAGCGGGAGGAGUUUGAGACGGCACGAGACUAUAUCCUGGUCUGGCUGACAGAGAUGGACCUGCAGUUAACCAACAUUGAGCAUUUCUCCGAGUGUGAUGUCCAGGCCAAAAUCAGACAGCUGAGGGCGUUCCAGCAGGAGAUCACUCUGAACACAGCCAAGAUUGACCACAUAUUCCAGCAGGGUGAAGCUCUUCUGGAAAAGAGUGAGCCGAUAGAUGCUGCUGUGAUGGAGGAAGAGCUUGAAGAACUGCAGCGUUACUGCCAGGAAGUGUUUGGACGUGUGGAGCGCUACUACAAGAAACUUAUACGAUUACCGCUCACAGACGAUGAACAUGACAUCUCAUACUCGGACCGUGAGUUUGAUCUGGACGAGCCUGCUGACGUGUCCAGCUUUCCGUGGAGUGAGCGUCUGGGCGAUGGUUUUCUGUCCCCUCUGCCCUCGUCCAGUCGCUCUGUGUCACUGGCCGCUCCUCUACGGGCCGAACGCUCGGGCCGAGACACUCCAGCCAGCGUGGACUCCAUCCCUCUGGAGUGGGACCACGAUUACAACCUGAGCCGGGGUCUGGAGAGCGCCAGCAGAGCCUUGUCCUCUGAACCGGGAGAUCAGGGAGAAGAUGGAUACCUGCAGGGCUCAGCGUCCGCCCUCUCAGAUGUAGUGAUUCCAGAGAGUCCUGAGGCAUAUCUCAAACUUACUGAGCAAACUCUGAGGUCCAGCGCUGGUGACGCUGGAUCACUGGAGACUCACAUCAGACAGCUGGAUAAAGUUCUAAACACCAGCUGCUUCCAUCUGCAGCAGACGGAGAACAUCAUACGCAGCCGGACUCCCACCGGCCCUGAGCUGGACGCCACCUACAUGGGUUAUAUGCGUCUUCUUGAAGAAUGUCGUGGCAGUAUAGACGCAGUAAAGCGAGUAGGAUUUGAGCUGAAAGAAGAGGAAGACAAGAUAUCAGGUUUCGUCAACCCCAACAGCUCAGAGUCCCAAACUUCAGGUGUGAUCGAGCGCUGGGAGCUGCUGCAGGCUCAGGCUCUCAGUAAAGAGAUGCGCAUGAAGCAGAACAUGCAGCAGUGGCAGCAGUUCAACUCUGACCUGAACAGCAUCUGCAGCUGGCUGGACCAGGCAGAAGAAGAGCUGGAGCAGCAGCGGGGACUGGACCUCAGCACGGACAUACAGACCAUCGAGCUACGCAUCAAGAAACUCAAGGAGCUGCAGAAGGCUCUGGAUAAGCGCAAGGCCAUCGUGUUGUCCAUUAACCUCUGCAGCGCCGAGUUUGUGCAGUCGGACAGCGAGGAGGCGCGAGACCUGCAGCGACAGCUGAAGGAGAUGAAUAACCGCUGGGAGCGUCUCAGCAGCUCUCUGGACGAGUGGAGGAACGCGCUCCAGCACGCGCUCUUGCAGUGCCAGGACUUCCAUGAGAUGAGUCAUGGUCUGCUUCUGUGGCUGGAGAACAUCGAUCGCAGGAGGAAUGAGAUCGUCCCGAUUGACCACACUCAGGACAGCGAUACCCUACAGGAGCAUCACAAAACGCUUCUGCAAAUCCGCCGGGAGCUGCUGGACACGCAGCUGAAGGUGGCGUCCCUGCAGGACAUGUCCCUUCAGCUGCUGGUCCACUCGGAGGGCAGUGACUGUCUGGAAGCCAAAGAGAAGGUGCAUGUGAUGGGGAACCGUCUCAAGCUGUUGCUGAAGGAGGUGACGAGAGACAUCCGAGAGCUGCAGAAGACCCUGGACAUCAGCAGCAGUCAGCAGGACUUGUCAUCUUGGUCGUCUGCUGAUGAGUUGGACACUUCCGGUUCCCUGAGCCCCGUGUCUGGACGCAGCACUCCCAGCCGCCGGCGAUCGCCACGGGGCAAAAGUAGUCUGUCACAGCCCGGAGCCUGUGUGAGCAGUCCACUUCACAGCAGGUCUCGCAACGCCGCUGGAUCCGGUUCCUCCCAUUCUGACGAGGAAGAACCACCAUCCUGGUGCAAAACCUUCCUGAAGCGUGUCCUCUGGGCCGCACUGCCGCUGCAGAUCUUCCUGCUGCUGGUGCUGGUGGUGGCCUGUCUUGUGCCUACGUCUGAGGACCACUACAGCUGUGCCCAACUCAACCACUUCGCCCACUCCUUCCACCCAAUGCUCCGCUACACCAAGGGGCCUCCGCCUAUGUGAGCUCCACUUUGAAGUUAAGACGGCAGCUCAGCGUCGGGUUUCCCUCUAAAUUGACAACUGCCGUUGAGUUUGGCAGCCAUUAUCGUGUCCUUGUACAGCAAAUACAGCUGCUAAUUUUACAGUAUGUCACUCUGAGUCUCGUGUAGAUGUUAGAACGAAGCCUAUUGCACUGAAAACUGCUGUCAGACAAGUGUUGUCAGUGCUACUGAUGUUCUUCCAUGUUUGAUGUGAAGGAGGAAACUAGAGCGUAGGAUAUUAACUCACUGUGAGUUAAUCAGGUCUUUUUUAAUCAUGGAAAGAUCAAGUUUAUUGCGCAAAAACUGAAAGGUGUUGGGUUGCUUGUAUCACAUGAAUAACUUGUAAAAAAGAGAAGAUAAAACAUUUAUGAACUCUAUAUUGCAAUUAUUUUUUUAUGUGUAGUUUUUGCAUGUGUUCAUCCUUUGGUUUUAAAACAAUCGUCGAUUUUAUUGGAUUAGUCAUUGUUUCUUUUUUCAUUUUUGAUCUUAACUAACCUGCUGUAAUAUUCAAGGUAACUGUGUCAUGAAUAUACUUCACUGUAUGCAAACCACUGAUAUCAAAGAAAAGGAUAUUUAUGUAUGUACAGUUCGCUAAGGCCUAAGAAACCUUCGCAAUGAAAAUACACCUAUGAUAUACACAUAACCUGCUGAUAAGGAUUUUCAUUACAAUUAAAGACUGAAUG